CUAGGAUAUGUUCUAAGCAUUUUGAUGAAACGUGCUUCGUGAAGUCUUUGCAGCAACAAAUGCUUCAUUAUAGUCCUUGUAAAGGGAGAAAGUUACAUUUGGAUGCUAUUCCUACAUUGCAUCUUCCUCCAACAUCUAGUGUUUUAACCAAGGAUGAGUUUGAUCAGGCAGCUUUGUCAACUGCAAGAGCCUCUUAUACAGCAGUGCCUCUACCAGUAUCAGUUGCAAAUACAUUCCACGAAGAAAUGUCUCAGCAAAUGUCGAGUGAUGCUUCGUUGACUGAAGUAGUGCCUUUGUCAGGAACCAGUGACGUUCCAAUAACUAUUGAAGCAUUUCCAGUGUCUUCGCCAGUAUCUGGUGAUGCUUCAUCAUCCACAGUAUCCACAGAUAAUAAAGUGUUGCCAUUUUCUAAAAUAGAAGACAUUUUACUCGAGAACGCUGCGAUGAAAGCAAAGGUUUACGAACUUGAACAACGGAUAAAAACAGAAAAUGAACGCUUCAAAAACAGAAUGUAUGAGCUGCUGGGAAAAUUUUUUACUCCAGGACAGAUCCGACUUCUGUUAAAUCCAUCAUUGAGUAAAGUCAAGUGGUCUUCCGUAGACAUCGCAAAUGCUGUAUCGUUGCGGUGUGCAAGCCCAAAGGGAUACCGAUACAUGAAAAAUGUCAUGAAAAUACCGCUUCCUGGCUUGUCAACACUUUGAAGGUGGGCAAACCGAGUUCGUAUUGAGACAGGUGUUCUUUUUGUUGUGCUUGAUGUGAUGAAAGCUAAGAAAAAAUGCAUGUCUGAUGUCGAAAAACUAGUUGUGCUUACAUUUGACGAAAUGUAUUUAAGUAAUAAAAUAAGUAUAGAUCGGGAAA
Molecule: messenger RNA, 858 nt
Organism: Linepithema humile (Argentine ant)
Lineage: Eukaryota; Metazoa; Arthropoda; Insecta; Hymenoptera; Formicidae
Source: RefSeq, a predicted model, not a curated record